AUGCUGUACCUCGUUGGACUCGGUCUCGCCGAUGAGACUGACAUCACAGUCAAGGGAUUGGAGGCCGUCAAGAAGGCCGAGAGAGUCUACCUCGAAGCCUACACCAGCAUUUUGCUUGUGGAGAAGGAAAAGCUAGAAGCUUUCUAUGGGCGCCCUGUUAUUGUAGCAGACAGAGAAUUAGUCGAGAGCGGCAGCGAUGAGAUCCUCGCAGACGCUGACAAGACCGACGUCGCAUUCCUGGUUGUCGGCGAUCCGUUCGGAGCGACUACGCACACAGAUCUGGUCCUCCGGGCCCGCGAACUCGGCAUCGAAAGCAAGGUCAUCCCCAACGCCUCGAUCAUGUCUGGCAUCGGUUGCACCGGUCUGCAGCUCUACAACUUCGGCCAGACAGUGAGCAUGGUGUUCUUCACCGAGAACUGGAAGCCCUCGUCCUACUACGACAGAGUGAAGGAGAACGUCGACUUGGGUCUUCAUACGCUGGUGCUCUUGGAUAUCAAGGUCAAGGAACCAUCGCUGGAGAACCUCGCCAGAGGACGGAUGAUCUACGAACCCCCGAGGUACAUGACGGUCGCACAAUGCGCCAGCCAGAUGCUGGAGACCGAGGAGGAGCGGAAGGGAGGUGCGUUUGGACCGGACAGUCUGGCCGUUGGCGCUGCGCGGGUUGGCGCUGCGGACCAGAGAUUGGUGGCAGGUACUCUAAAGGAGCUCGCGGAGGUGGACAUGGGCCGGCCGCUUCACAGUUUGGUCUUGUUGGGACGGAAGACGCACGAUCUCGAGAGGGAUUACAUUCGUGAGUUUGCCGUUGACAAGGCGACUUUCGACGCGUGCUGGCAAAAGGCGUAUGGCGCCAGCUCGUGA
Aspergillus chevalieri is the source of this 858-nucleotide messenger RNA. RefSeq names its product diphthine synthase (gene dph5). Gene Ontology annotation, molecular function: diphthine synthase activity. Gene Ontology annotation, biological process: protein histidyl modification to diphthamide. The coding region runs from base 1 to 858 and encodes 285 amino acids. The transcript is spliced from 3 exons. Lineage: Eukaryota; Fungi; Ascomycota; Eurotiomycetes; Eurotiales; Aspergillaceae. The record is from RefSeq and is a predicted model, not a curated record.